CGGCUGGACACGACAGAUAUGAUGUCCUAUCCCUAUGCGGCACACUGAAUCUGAUCACGAGUUGAGCCGGAUUGAGUGGAGAAAGACCCUGAGGUCCUGGGUUGGUCGUGUGCCAGGGUAUUGAACCGUCUCAUCAUCUGUGCCGCCUGCCCUGUCACGGGUGCCCGCCGGGCUCGAGUUCUCCUGAAACUAUCCUCCCCUUCUCAGCGGCGCCUCGCCAUGUCACCGCCUAGCGACACGCAGACCGGCCUCAAGAACUAUCCGUCCCUCGAUCUCGCGUUCUCUCCUGGCGCCGGCGAAUCCGAAGUCCAUCUCGCCCAGCCCGAUCUCAAGCUGGAAAAUGCCAAUGAGACACUGGACAGCAUUACAGCCGCCCACGGCAUGGGGGAUGCGGCGCAGUUUGCCGAUUUCCCAUUCUCAUACCAGGGCUCGCUCGAUGACUCGCCGAUGAGUGGCCUGCCACACAGUUUCGAUGACCACGGGCCAGACGUGUUCGCGACGCCUCAGCCGACAUCCAUCUCGCCGAUGCAGGACCGACAGGACUCGGUAGCUUCUAUCGUCGUUCAAACCGGAUAUGGCCCUGCUAACGGGCAACGACCGAGCCCCGGCGGGUCCGACAAUGGGACGCCGGACAGCAAUGGGAACGGCGCCAAUUCACUGGAGGAGCCGAUGUCGGAUGAGUUUGGCCUGGCAACUGGUGGGAUGGCGGACGGGACGGACUUGGGUGGGAAGAAAGGGGAGAAAUCGGAUGCCGCGCCGGCGUGGAGCGAACUGAAAACCAAGGCAGGCAAAGAGCGCAAGCGGUUGCCCCUGGCCUGCAUAGCAUGCCGUCGCAAAAAGAUCCGCUGCUCCGGCGAGAAGCCCGCUUGCAAGCACUGCCUCCGGUCGCGCAUCCCCUGCGUCUACAAAGUCACGGCCCGCAAGGCCGCCCCUAGGACGGACUACAUGGCGAUGCUGGAUAAGCGGUUGAAGCGGAUGGAGGAACGCAUCAUCAAGAUUGUGCCGAAAGCGGAGCAGGAUGCAAUUUCGUCGACCGUGACCCGAGCUGUCGUCAAACCCGCGAUCCCCGGCACGCUGCCAGGCGGUGGAAAGGCCGCAGUGAAGAAGCGCGGCGCUGAUGAGGCCUUCGGUCCGGACCUAGACCACUGGGCGCGCGCUCCAUCGAGGUCAAAGCUGGACGGGCCGAACAAGCCGUCGACUAUUCUUGUGCAGGAGGCCGAGGAAAGCAAGCUCCUUCUGGAAGGGGGCGAUGCUCUCCCUUCCAAGGAGAUCCAAGAGCAUCUCGCCGAGGUAUUUUUUGAGAACAUCUACGGCCAAGCCUACCAUCUCCUCCACAAGCCUAGCUAUAUGAGGAAGCUCAAAGCUGGCACACUGCCCCCGGUGCUGGUGCUCUCCGUCUGCGCGAUAGCGGCGCGCUUUUCUAAUCACCCGAAGCUCAAUACGAAUCCGAACUUCCUCCGCGGAGAGGAAUGGGCAUCCGUAGCGCGCGACAUCCUGACGAAACGAUACGAGUGGCCUAACAUCACUAUCCUGACCUGCCUGCUAAUUUUGGGCUUGCACGAGUUUGGUACAUGCCACGGGGGGCGGAGUUGGUCGUUGGGAGGGCAGGCGAUCCGCAUGGCUUUUGCCCUGCAGCUCCACAAGGACCUAGAGCACGACCCUCUGCGGAUACCGGGCAAGACGCAGCUCAGCUUCAUCGACCGCGAAAUCCGCAGACGAACGAUGUGGGCCUGCUUCCUGAUGGACCGGUUCAACUCGUCAGGGACGGACAGGCCGACCUUCAUCCGGGAAGAGACGUUGAAGAUCCCGCUGCCCAUCAAGGAGAAGAACUUCCAGUAUGACCUCCCAGGCCCCACCGAGACGCUCAGCGGACAGGUCCUAGAGCAGAUCUCCGAGGACCGGCCCAGUGAAGCCAAGGACAAUAUGGGAGUCGCAGCCUGGAUGAUCAAGGUGAUCGCCUUGUGGGGACGCAUCAUCAAUUACCUUAACCAGGGCGGGAAGGAGCUGGAUCCCCAUCCAAUGUGGAGUCCGGAUUCGGAGUACACCAGGCUCCUGAAGCAGACCGAGGACUUCCUGACCGAGCUGCCCGAGUCGCUGGCGUACACGCCCGAAAACCUGAAAGUGCAUGAGACGGACAAUAUGGCGAACCAGUUCCUCUUCCUGCAUAUCUCGAUCCAGCAGAACAUCCUCUUCAUGAACAGGUUCGCCGUCUCGUCGCCCAACGGGCAUUCGCUCCAAGACGUACCGAAAGCAUUCGUGACGAAGGCGGGUGCCAAGGCGUUCGCGGCCGCGAACAGGAUAUCCGAGCUGCUCAAAGACGCCGAGGCCCACUUCAUUACCGCGCCGUUUACCGGGUAUUGUGCAUUCUUGUCGAGCACUGUCCAUAUCUUCGGCAUCUUCUCCGGGAACCCCGCGAUGGAGGCGACCUCGAAACGGAACCUGGCCACCAACGUCAGGUUCCUGUCCAAGAUGAAGCGGUACUGGGGCAUGUUCCACUUCAUGUCCGAGAACCUCCGCGAGCAGUACCGCACCUGCGCCGACGCCGCAAGGCAAGGGAACAAUCCGGCGAACGACAGCGCGUCGUCGCCGAUCUUCCAGUACGGCGACUGGUUUGACCGCUAUCCACACGGCGUGUCGCAGUCCGACUUCCUUGACCCGGCCGCUUACAAAAAGAAAGAGAAAGGAGAGGACGCGGUCCUCGAGCAGAAGCCGGAACUCCACACAGUCGAGGAGUUCUUCACCACUCUCUCCCCGCAAAGCGCCGAGAACGCGGCGGCGGCGGCAGCGGCAGCGGCAGUAGCAGCAGCGAACGGCGCCCCCCGUCCAGGCCAGCCCAGCGCCGCCGCCCAACACAAGCGCAAGUCCAUCGUCCGUAAGCCGAGCAUCAGCUCCCGCGGCGGCGGUGGUGCCGGGUCCGACCAGGGCCUGGAACCGCUGCAAACAGACUUUGCCCGCGCGACGGCAGAACAGCUCCACGCGGCGCGCCUCCACCAACGGUCCUUCUCCAACGCCAACCCCAACGGCGGCGUACCCACUACCGGCGCCCCUCCGGGCUCCUUCAACCCCCUCGCCGGCCCGGGCGGGCCCUACCACGCAUCCGCCCUCUCCCCCGUCUCCCCCGUCGCCUUCGCCCACCCGCAUCACCACCACCAUCCGCCAUCGCACUCCUUCUUCUCCCCCGACCCCUUCGCCAUGCCGCUCGCCGCAGCACACGGCAUGUCCCGCCUGGACCGGCAGCUGGUCUUCGGCGCCUACGGCGUGUCGGGCCACGCGGUCGACCACCCGCACCACCACGGCCUCGGCGGCCUUGCCGGUGGAGGUUGGCCGGGAGGCGGCGAGGGUUCGGGCCCCGACGGUCGCGACGCCAGGCACGCGCACCCCGGACACGGACACGGACACCACCCGCACCCGGCGGACGCGGCGCUGCACGCUGCGUUUGGCGAGCCCAGUUCCGCGUGGUUCAUGCCCUUCAACAUGGAGCCGCCUGAGAUUGGGCCGGAGUCGUUGGGGGUUGGUGGGGGCUUGGGCGGCGGGUUGGAUGGGUUUGCCAAUCUGUUUGGCGGCGGUGGAGGUGGUGGAGGUGGGAUGCAUCAUCAUUGAUCAAAACCAUCAGGUUGAUAAAGAACCCAUGGGGCCAAGAGUUAGAGGACAUCGCGGUUCUCGUUCUAGCUUCAUUUGGUUUUCUUCUUGGGUGAUCGAUAUAUUGCCCCUUCAAAAGCCACCCUAGAGGGCAUGGAAGAAGAAGCUAUGUCCCCUUGCCCAAAUCCUG
Chaetomium strumarium is the source of this 3769-nucleotide messenger RNA. Its product is annotated as fungal-specific transcription factor domain-containing protein. Gene Ontology annotation, molecular function: zinc ion binding; DNA-binding transcription factor activity, RNA polymerase II-specific; DNA binding. The record is from RefSeq and is a predicted model, not a curated record. Gene Ontology annotation, biological process: regulation of DNA-templated transcription; DNA-templated transcription. The transcript has 2 exons. Bases 220 to 3600 code for a protein of 1126 amino acids. Gene Ontology annotation, cellular component: nucleus. Lineage: Eukaryota; Fungi; Ascomycota; Sordariomycetes; Sordariales; Chaetomiaceae.